UAUUCAUUCCCGCUUUCGACGUUAUUGUCGGCUUUCAGCGAGGGACGUGCUGCCAGUUUUGUGAGACCUAAAGGAUUUUUGUGGAGGAUCAACUCGGUUCCGUCUCGUUUGGCCUUUGGCAGACACAGGUGUCUCUGGGAUUAAAAAAAAAAAACCGGCACACCCGAACGCUGAGUUAAUAUUGGACUGUCGUUGAAACCACCGGUUAUUUAUUUAUCACGAACGUGAGGUGGGAACGUGGGUUGUUUCUUAGCCAGCUAAUAGGCUAAUUUGGCUAGGUAGCCGGUUAGCAGCUUCCCUGGCUGGAAGUAAUGGGAUGCUCGGAGGAGGAGCUAGCUGCUAGCAUGUUUUUCUUAUUUUAACAACAGGGUGUCAUGUUGAGGAAAUGGUUUAAUGUUAAACCUGUCGUUGGGAAACAGCUGAUUUUUUUUUCUCCUGUUUAUUUACAGCAUGUUAGCAGGUGAUAUAUGAGAUAAUUGACUAAAACGUGGACUUGCUACCUGCGUAACGUCUGUUUAACCAAACGGGGUCAACGCUGAUUUGCGUGGUGUCAGAUUGUUGCCCACAACGACAACAAACAAAAAAAUGUCAGUUGUGUUUGACAGUGUGAGUCAGAGGGGUUAUUUCACUCGUUUGUCAGCUUUUUUGGACAACGUGUUGAUGUUGGAUGUGUUUAAGGACGUUGUGUCAAACAGUUGUGUGCAAGGUUUUCAUAUUAGGCCGAAAAGUUACGAAUUUUGAAUUUAGAUGACAUUAUCCAGAUGUGGAUUGCAACCAAUUUAUUUAAAACUGCAGUGCUUCACAAUUUGUUGCCUCAUUUGCUUUUCCAUAUUACAGAACACAAACCUACCAGCUUUUGAAAGUGGACAGCAUUUGUGGAAGUGACAGGUUUUAGUUCUUUGUAGUUUCGCUUAAAAUCAUGAUGCUAGAACUGAAGAAUUGGACCUUGACAGAAGUGAGAUAAAGCCUCACUUGAUUCCUGCAAAUAUAAAUGGAAGCCGUGGCUCUGUCUGGCCCUUUGGGGCACAGAGAGCAGGAGUCAGAAGAGACAUUUCCGUUUGGUUUUCGCACCCUGGAUUUAGAUGUUGGUGGGGUGUUCUGUCAAAACACGAGUGGUCAGACAGGUUUGGAUGUUGAGAAUGUUGAUCAGAAUCAAAGAUCAACACAUAGCAACAUAGAUAAGGAUUUCCAGAACAAGAUGCUAAAUUUGGACAACUUAAUAAUGAUCUCAGAUGAUUCUUGUGGAGAUUUGUACACGGAGGGAGCUCAGACUGUUAAUUCUGAAGGAUCACUCCACAGUAUAGAUGAACUGUGCUAUGCAGAAAAAACACAAGUACCUGAUGGUAUCAUUGACUGCGGUCUGUCGUUGCUAUUUUCUUCUAACCUUUCUGAUGUAGUUAGGGAGAGCUCUGCUGGUGAAGAACAGAAUCAGGUCCAGGAGGUAUCCUUUGAUGACUCAGAUGCACCCGCUCAGUUUGAGCUAAUAACCCUCAGUGUGCCGUCUUCUCCUUCAAAGCUUUCUGAGAGGACUCCCGAGAGUGACACUGGAGGUUUAUUUCUGUUGGUAGAUGUCCUCUCCCGAGAACAUUCCCUCUCGUGUUUCAUUCCACAGUCUUCAAGUGAGGUCAUUCUGCAUGGCGUCAGUGAGGAGCUGGCAAUCCAGUCACAAGAGGACGCAAGUCUCUCUCCCUCACAGGGAGGGGAAACUUUGUCACCUGAAACCAGAGGCAAAGGUUUUUUCCCUGAUCAAGUGACUGACCUGCCCAUGGGCAGUACUACUACCUUGCAAGGUUUAUCUGAGAAUUACACCCAACAUAACCAUAUCAGCACGCCGUUGGAGUAUUUAGACACAUCUGUGCCUUUGUUGGAUUUGGAAGUUCCAGAUUACGAUGACAGUCCCAGCCUCUGUCCGACGAGUCCUGUUUCUGUUAUCUGCACAGGUGCAUUGUUGGAUUCCGCAGCAGAGGAGUUAGACCUGGAAUGUGCAGGGGCUAAUUUAUUGACAAAUGUGGUUUCAGAGCACCAAAAUGAGCAGGACUCAUUUGCUCUUGAUUUGUCACCUGAAAUUUCACUGGUGACAGCGGCUCAGGCUGAAGAUGCGUUCUCUCCAGGUGACUUUACCAGCCAGAGUUCUGUCAAGAAAGAAUCGAAGGAUUUGUUGGAAGGUGAACUUUGUUCUGAAGUGAACAAUCAGGGUAAUGUCACAGUGGCUUUGGAUCUGUGCUUGGCUACUGAAGACAUCCGUGAUGAGGAAACCUGGGACGUAAAACAUUUGGAAGAUGUACAGGAUAAAAGCAAUCCUCAUUCGCAAACCGGACAGAGGGAUGAGGACAGGUCGAGUGACACUGAUCAGCUUGCACAAUUAGAUUGUCACAAAUUGGCUUCCUUUGAUUUUCCUGUUCAGGAGCUGAAUAGUUCUUUUGAACCACAGUGGACUAGCGAUCAAACUAUGGAGACGAUUUCCCUCUCUAAAAUGGUGGUAGAUGACUCACUGCCAGUGGUUUCAGCUGCGACUAUGAGAGAGGAAGAUGUGUCCCCACUAAAACCUGUGUUUGAUGCUUUGGACCAAGAUGGAGACGGCUUUGUUCGUAUUGAGGAGUUUAUGGAGUUUGCGGCUGCCUAUGGGGCAGAUCAGGUGAAAGAUUUUGCAAAGUUCUUGGAUCCUAGUGGUUUGGGAGUGAUCAGCUUUGAAGACUUCCAUCGUGGAAUCUCUGCUAUUAGUAGUGGAGGUCCAGAGCCGCAGCUCUACAAGGUAAACUACAGCCCAGGGGAUGGAGCCGCAGGCUGCCCGGAGGAAUACGAUGAGCAAAAUGAGGUGACUGACAGUGCGUACCUGGGUUCAGAGAGCACUUAUAGUGAGUGUGAGACUUUCACCGAUGAAGACACUGGUGUACUCGUGCCCCCUGAGAUGCACGAGGAUGUGGAGACGGACAGCGGCAUUGAGGCAACACUACAUGAUCAUGAUGAUGGCAGCAGUAGGUCAGUGAAAGAUUUUGCAAAGUUCUUGGAUCCUAGUGGUUUGGGAGUGAUCAGCUUUGAAGACUUCCAUCGUGGAAUCUCUGCUAUUAGUAGUGGAGGUCCAGAGCCGCAGCUCUACAAGGUAAACUACAGCCCAGGGGAUGGAGCCGCAGGCUGCCCGGAGGAAUACGAUGAGCAAAAUGAGGUGACUGACAGUGCGUACCUGGGUUCAGAGAGCACUUAUAGUGAGUGUGAGACUUUCACCGAUGAAGACACUGGUGUACUCGUGCCCCCUGAGAUGCACGAGGAUGUGGAGACGGACAGCGGCAUUGAGGCAACACUACAUGAUCAUGAUGAUGGCAGCAGUAGGUUUUUGCUGAACUCCGAGCUCCAUAACCACUCCUUGGUGACAGUGAUUGGUGGAGAAGAGGAGCACUUUGAGGACUUUGGGGAGAGCAACACCUCGGAGCUGCUGCUGGAAAGCACAGAGGGGAGCCCCAGAGCGGGCGAUUCAUCUCUCAGCCCAAACCCAGAGCAAGUCGAUGGCCCCUCACUGCUUUCUCCCAGUGCAUCUGCCCCUAUCCCUGACUGCUUUCAGAGCUUCCUCAGGGAGGAGGCACUGGACUUUUUCUGUAGCCAGUGUCACAAACAAAUAAGUCGUCUCGAGGACCUCUCCACUCGCCUCACUUUCCUAGAGAUGACUAGUGCAGGCAAGAGGCUGUCCAGCAAGAAAGUAGCAAGACAUCUCCUCCAAAACAGCUCAAUGACUCUGGACACCAUGAGCGACUUGACCCGGGACAUCCUGGAGCUCGCAGACAAUGACAUCACUGACAAGGUGCUCCUUCUGGAACGUCGAGUGGCAGAGCUGGAGAAGGAGUCUGAGGCAUCGGGGGAGCAGCACGCACGGCUGCGCCAGGAGAACCUUCAGCUGGUGCACCGGGCCAAUGCCUUUGAGGAGCAACUGAAGGAGCAGGAGCUGCACGCUGAUGACCAGCUACAGCAAGAGACCCGUCGUCACAAGGAAGUCCUCAGCAAGCUGGAGAGGGAGAGAGGACUCGAGCUGGAGAACCUGCAGGCCAGGCUGCAGCAGCUGGACGAGGAGAACAGUGAACUCCGGUCCUGCGUUCCUUGUCUACGAGCAAACAUCGAAAGAUUGGAGGAGGAGAAGAUGAAGCUGCAGGAUGAGAUGGAAGCCUUGACCAGUAGAUUGACAGAGGAGGUGGAUUCUCGCAGGAAGAUGGCUGACAGGUUGAGCCAUGAACGCCACCAGAACCACAAGGAGAAAGAGUGCACUCAGGAGCUUAUUGAAGAUCUGCGUAAGCAGCUUGAGCACCUGCAGCUGUACAAGUUGGAGGCCGAGGCAAAGAGAGGUCGUUCACCCGGCGCGGGACUGCAGGAGUAUCAGACCCGUACCCGUGAAGCUGAGCUUGAGCACGAAAUCAAAAGACUAAAACAGGACAACCGCACUUUGAAGGAGCAAAACGACGAGUUAAACGGUCAGAUCAUCAACCUGAGCAUCCAGGGAGCCAAAAACCUGAUGUCAGCCUCCUUUUCUGACUCCCUGGCAGCUGAGAUCAACUCUGUGUCCCGCGCAGAGUUGAUGGAGGCGGUCCACAAACAGGAAGAGAUCAACUACAGACUCCAGGACUACAUCGACAAAAUCAUCGUAGCAAUCAUGGAGUCUAACCCCUCCAUCCUAGAGGUCAAAUAGACACGAUUCUGACCAACAUGGUCAACAGUGCCACUGACUGGACUUGGCCAAGAGGAGAACACACUCCCUCCCUCACAGGAUGUAAAGCUAUUGUGGCAUCAUUUUGUCGGAAAAGUGAAAA
This is a messenger RNA of Thalassophryne amazonica, 4790 nucleotides long. RefSeq names its product RAB11 family interacting protein 3 (class II) (gene rab11fip3). The record is from RefSeq and is a predicted model, not a curated record. Gene Ontology annotation, biological process: regulation of cytokinesis; endocytic recycling. Gene Ontology annotation, cellular component: endocytic vesicle; midbody; cleavage furrow. The transcript is spliced from 17 exons. NCBI's taxonomy places the organism in Eukaryota, Metazoa, Chordata, Actinopteri, Batrachoidiformes, Batrachoididae. Bases 992 to 4669 code for a protein of 1225 amino acids. Gene Ontology annotation, molecular function: calcium ion binding.